Closterium sp. Naga37s-1 is the source of this 870-nucleotide messenger RNA. The record is from the annotation of a GenBank genome assembly. NCBI's taxonomy places the organism in Eukaryota, Viridiplantae, Streptophyta, Zygnematophyceae, Desmidiales, Closteriaceae.
AUGACAUGCAUCGGGGAAUUCAAUGUUGUCUGUCCCCGUUACCCCCUAGUCAUCACAACCACACCCCCGCCAGCAGAACCAGCACAUCGAAAAUCUGGAGGCGGUUACAGAGGGGUGCGUGCAUGUGCGUGUGCAGAACUGGCUGGGGGAAAAUUAGUGGAGGACGGCUUCCGGCCUGGGCUGGUGGGAGGGCUGCUGGCGCGCGAGCGAGUGCUGGCGAUCGUGGCAGGGCGGUACUUCACACUCGCCAUCACGCAGCACGGCCGCCUCUUCACCUGGGGCAUCCCCCCAGCAUCCAGCCCCCACCCGCCCGCCAUGUUCACGUCAACCACGCGGCGCCAGCCCGGCGGCGGGGGCAUGCACCGCGGGCUGUUGACUCUCAACUCGGCCUUCCACGCGUCCGUCCCCUCGGGCGCCUCCGCAGGGGCGGGGGGGAAUACUUCCGCGGACGAGUUCGCGUUGGUGAUGCGCGUGGGGGGCGUGCUGCGGCGCGUGGGGGUGUCGAAGGUGGCGGCGAGCGGGCACACCCUGGUAGUGACUCCGGGGGGCGUGGUGCUGUCGUGGGGGCGCGACUGGGACGCGCGCAGGCGCCCCGCGGGGCUGCUGGGGCGCGCGGACGGCGCGUUUUGGCGGCCUGCGCCGGUGGAGGGGCUGACGGGGGAGGGGCAGGUGGUGGCGGUGGAGACUGGGCAGUAUCACUCCGUUGCUGUGAUGGAGAGCGGUAGGGUGUUCACAUGGGGGCUCAACAAUAGGGGCCAGCUGGGCCGACCAAUCAAGAGCAAGGUGCGACGGGCUGUGGGGAGAAGGGGAGGUGUGGAAGGGAGGCGGGGUGGGAGAGGAGAGGGGUGGGAGGGAGAGAGAGGAGGCUGA